Messenger RNA from Pestalotiopsis fici W106-1, 684 nucleotides. RefSeq lists its product as uncharacterized. Gene Ontology annotation, biological process: NADH dehydrogenase complex assembly. The transcript is spliced from 3 exons. NCBI's taxonomy places the organism in Eukaryota, Fungi, Ascomycota, Sordariomycetes, Amphisphaeriales, Sporocadaceae. The record is from RefSeq and is a predicted model, not a curated record. Bases 1 to 684 code for a protein of 227 amino acids.
AUGAGUCCAUACCACUUUGACCUCUUUGGUGGAGCCGCAGGCUGGGAUGCACGAUGCUGGACGUCUUCUGAUGAUCGCGUCCGCGGGGGCAAAAGCCAGUCCUACCUCGAAUGUACUUCUGGGCAGCACACCCAGGUCUCGGCGGCCAUUUUUCGCGGCAACCUAGACAUCAAGACUCUAGGCGGCGCGGGCUUUGCGUCCCAGCGGACUACCGAUGACCAAGGGCCUUGGGACCUGUCGCGCGGCGACGGGAUCCUGCUCAAGUUGCUCGGCGGCGACGGCAAAAAGUACACGCUCACGCUCAAGGACCAGGAGCUGCCAAAGCGCCCGGAUGGCCGCGAGCAGAGCACCGUCAGCUGGGAGUAUGACUUUACCCAUGAAAAAGACCACAAGGCGUUUGUGCCCUGGUCCGCGUUCAAGCCCACGUACCGCGGCAAGCCCAAGUCAGACGCCGAGCCGCUGGAUCUGAAAUCGGUGAGGCGGGUCAGCAUAAUGAUGCGGAGCUUUUUUGGAGAACAGCAAGGUCCUUUCCGGCUAGAAAUCGAAUCCAUCAGUGUCGCCGAAGACCCUGCCUUGAGUAAGGAUGACGAUGCCCGUCAGUCUAUUGGGCAAUACUCGGAAAAGUCUGGCCAUGUGACACCAAAGAAGACAUGGAGAAAUUAUCUAUCUUGUGGUUUGCUCUAG